This is a messenger RNA of Talaromyces rugulosus, 894 nucleotides long. RefSeq lists its product as uncharacterized. NCBI's taxonomy places the organism in Eukaryota, Fungi, Ascomycota, Eurotiomycetes, Eurotiales, Trichocomaceae. The record is from RefSeq and is a predicted model, not a curated record. Bases 1 to 894 code for a protein of 297 amino acids. The transcript is spliced from 2 exons.
AUGAGCAAAUUAAUCGUUGUUUUGGGAGCCACUGGUGGCCAGGGCGGCUCUGUCAUCGACACCUUCCUUAAACUUGAGGGAUGGGGCGUUCGUGGCCUCACUCGCAACGCUCAGAGUGAAAAGGCCAAAGCCCUAGUUGCAAAGGGCGUGGAGGUGGUCGAGGCUAAUAGUGACGACCAACCCAGUCUCGAGAAGGCCUUCCAGGGUGCCACUGUCAUCUUUGCCUUUACCAACUACUACGACUUUUUUUACGACGUGGGGCCUGAAGAGUCCAUUGCUCGUGAAACCCAGCAAGGAUCAAACCUGGCACGAGCUGCAGCAACAAUCCCAACCCUCGAGCGAUACAUCUGGAGCACCUUGCCCAAUACCGCCGCUAUCACCCAGGGCAAGUCCAUUGUGCCUCACUUUCAAGGAAAGGCCAAUGUGGAUGUGUACAUCAAGGAAACCCUACCCCAGCUUUGCGAAAAGACGACUUUCGCAAUCUACACUAUCUUCGCUGCCAAUUUAAAUCUCUAUCAAAUCUUCAAGCCAAUUUACUUGGCCCCUGCACCUGGCACUUACGUCUACUGCAAUGUUGAAGACCUGACCCUUGGCUCCUUCUUGGCCGCCUGGGGUCGUGCUAGCAGCAUUAGCCCCGAACCAUAUUCAAUCAAGGUCAUCCAGAUUUCUAUCGAGCAAUACGUCGAGCUUUGGGGCAACAUGGGUGAAGAACAAGCCAGCCAGUGGCGAUUUUUCGCCUACCUCAAGGCGGCUCAGAUAAACCCCUACACUGCCCAAGGCCUGGAGAUUAUCCAGGGUAAAGACCUUUUGUCAGACGAACUCAAAGGUCAGCUGGUUCCUGCUGAAGAGGGCCUGAGGGCUCUGGAUUGGUCUGGUUAUGAAGUCCCGGUAUAG